This is a messenger RNA of Plasmodium cynomolgi strain B, 780 nucleotides long. RefSeq names its product dynein light chain 1. Gene Ontology annotation, cellular component: cytoplasm. Gene Ontology annotation, molecular function: protein kinase binding. The transcript is spliced from 7 exons. The record is from RefSeq and is a predicted model, not a curated record. The coding region runs from base 1 to 780 and encodes 259 amino acids. NCBI's taxonomy places the organism in Eukaryota, Apicomplexa, Aconoidasida, Haemosporida, Plasmodiidae.
AUGUGUAGGCUUGGGCGGUCAGGGCAAGAGGGAAGGGAUUACACCGUCAAGGCGCACAACCGAACGGGUGGAAUUUACACCCUUCUGGGGGAGCCAACAAAUGGGUACCACUCUUCGGGAAGCUUCAACCUCGGGAAGGCUUCAACCACCGGAAAGCUUCAACAUCGGGAAAGCUUCAACAUCGGGAAAGCUUCAACCUCGGAAAAGCUUCAACCUCGGGAAGGCUUCAACAUCGGGAAAGCCCCUACUCGCAGAAAAAUUAGCGAAGAAGAAGAAGUGAGCUUCAUUUGCCACAUCCCCUUAAUCGAGAAACUAGACAACAGUAUCAACUUACUGGAGAAGUGCAAGCGGCUGUCCUUGUCGACGAACCGAAUUGAAAAACUGAUCCCGAUGUCCGGUCUGAAAAAUAUUGAGAUCCUCUCGCUCGGAAGAAACUGCAUUAAAAAAUUCCAGUUCCUUGAGGACAUCAGUGGAACGCUCAAGCAACUCUGGAUUUCCUACAACAGUAUUGACAAGCUGGACAAUCUCCAGUCCCUUAAGAAGCUUCAAGUUCUUUACUUGUUUCACAACAAAAUAAAAAACAUCGAGGAGGUCGACAAACUGAGCGCCUUGCCAGAACUAGCCGAGUUGGGACUUAAGGGGAACCCCUUAUAUGAAGGAAAGACAAACGAGUAUAUGAAGCUGGUGAUUUUAAAAAAGUUACCUCAGCUGAAGGUCGUGGACAACGAAACGAUCACGGAGAAACAGAGGAAUGACGCCCUGACCGUUGAAGUUGUUUGA